Molecule: messenger RNA, 876 nt
Organism: Prunus armeniaca (apricot)
Lineage: Eukaryota; Viridiplantae; Streptophyta; Magnoliopsida; Rosales; Rosaceae
Source: the annotation of a GenBank genome assembly
AUGAAUGAAAAACAACAUAUUGAAAAUGUUUUCCAUAAGCACUCACAUGAAUCUCGAAUUGACUACAGAAUCAGAUUGAAUGCAUCUAUUGAUUGUAUUAGAUUUCUUCUACGACAAAGUCUUGCCUUUCGUGGCCACAAUGAGUCUAAGGAUUCAAGCAACCAAGGUAAUUUUCUUGAGCUUUUGCAAUUUCUUGUUGAUCACAAUGAGGAAGUUAGAGCCCUUGCUUUGAAAAAUGCUCAUGAAAACCUCAAAAUAACUUCACCUAAGAUUCAGAAAGACAUUGUAAAUGCUGUAGUAGUUGAAACAACUGAUGCUAUUAUUAGAGAUAUGGAUGAUGCAUUCUUUUCUAUUUUAGUUGAUGAAUCUCGUGAUGUACCAGUAAAGGAGCGGAUGGUUGUUAUGUUUCAUUAUGUAGACAAGAAAGGAUGUGUGAUUGAACGAUUCAUAGGUAUUGAACAUGUUACAAGUACCACAACUGAGUCGCUUAAAGCAAGUAUUGAUGCAUUAUUUUCUAGAAAUAAAUUGAGUAUGUGCAGAUUACGAGGUCAAGGUUAUGAUGGGGCCAGUAACAUGAGUGGAGAGUUCAACGGUCUGAAGACACUCAUCAUGAGGGAGAAUGAGUUUGCUUACUAUGUUAACUGUUUUGCACAUCAACUUCAGUUGGCUAUUGUGGGUUUGGCAAAAAAACACAGUCUCAUAGGUGCUUUCUUCACCUUAGUUUUUAAUGUGGUAAAUAUUGUUGGAGCAUCAUCGAAGCGUCGUGACAUUCUUCGGGAUAAGCAAGCUCUCAAAGUAGUUGAAGCAUUGACCAAUGGGGAGCUUUCUAGUAGGAAAGGUUUAAAUCAAGCAACAGAGAUUAAGCAACGUUUUUAG